Molecule: messenger RNA, 336 nt
Organism: Desarmillaria tabescens
Lineage: Eukaryota; Fungi; Basidiomycota; Agaricomycetes; Agaricales; Physalacriaceae
Product: RlpA-like double-psi beta-barrel-protein domain-containing protein-containing protein
Exons: 2
Coding region: 1-336 (111 amino acids)
Source: RefSeq, a predicted model, not a curated record
AUGCGCUCACCGGAGAAGGUACGCGCUUCUGCUACAGUCUUUGUUGCGGUCGUACUCCCAGCAACUUGGUACACUCCCAAUGGCGGAGUCGGGGCCUGCGGUGCACCCAUGCAGAACUCUGACCACAUCGUCGCGCUCUCCAGCGACCAAUACGCUGGAGGGGCGCACUGCUGGAAGCACAUCGGUGUACACUACAAGGGCAAGUUUGUAGACGCUACCAUUGGGGACCUUUGCCCUGGCUGUGGUCAUAAUGGGAUUGACCUUUCGCCAUCCGCAUUCGAGAAGCUCGCUCCUCUCGAUGACAGCCAUAUCCAGGUUAUCUGGAACUACGAGUAG